CCAUUAUCAUCGUUCAUUGAAGUUGAUAGAAGAGUGUUUUAGACAAAUUUAAUUCACUCACUCAUUUAAAUUUCUCAUUAUAAGUUUAGUGUAUUUGUGUUUAAUUUAACUUUAAAAUGUCCGAAACCAAGGAAAACAUAUUUCUUUUCGUUCCUAACUUGAUCGGCUUUGCGAGAGUAAUCCUUGCAAUUAUAUCUUUCUAUUUUAUGCCGACACACUGCAUCUUGGCGUGUACUUGCUACGUUACAUCAGCUUUACUUGAUGCUUUCGACGGACAUGCUGCCCGAUACUUUAAUCAAAGUACUAAAUUUGGAGCAAUGCUCGAUCAGCUAACAGACAGAGCGGGAACUGCCGGGCUUAUGAUGACACUGGCUACCUUGUAUCCAAAGUAUACCUUCUGGUUUCAAAUUUCCUUGGCCAUUGACAUCACCUGCCACUGGCUCUACCUCCACACUGUAACUCUGCAAGGGAGGACGUCCCACAAGUUUGUUGAUAUGUCGGAGAAUCCCAUCAUGCACUUGUAUUAUACAAACAAAAAUGUACUAUUCUUCAUGUGUGCCGGAAACGAAAUGUUCUAUGCUGCCCUCUAUGUCAUGCACUUUUAUUCUGGUCCAAUAGUGUUUGGUAUCGGUUUGUUCAAACUACUGGCUUUGGUAUCAAUGCCGGUGGCUGUAGUGAAGGCGGCCAUAUCCGUUCUCCACGGCAUUGUGGCUUCCGUCAACCUGUCAAUCAUUGACAUGAAUGAACGAGCCGCCCUCGUUAAGAAGGAUGAAUAGUUCAUGUACCUGUCUCUGUCCUCACUGUCAAAGCUUCCGUGGCUCGAAUUUUUAUUUUGUAUGAAUUUAACGCAUUUGUUGGUGUAGAUUAUAAACACGUAAUGUUUACGUUUACUUCUCUUUUACCUUAAUAGAAGUUCCAGAUUAUUUGUCCGUUUUGAAAUGUUUGCCAAAAUUUUAUUAGUGUAUGUAGGUGUCACGGUAGAUUUGUAGGCUUUCAAGUCUAUGUAAUGUUAUUCUGCACUGUUUUGGUGUUGUUCUUAAAGCAUUUACUCAUUAUAAUUAUUAGAUGUAUGACUUAGUGUCAUAGUGAAAAAGUAUAUGUGGUAGGAGUCGUUCCUGUUAUAUUACGAGAAUAAAAAAAAAAAAAAUACCGCUUCAUUAAUUAAUGUUUUUAUUAUAUUUCUCAUCACAAAAAUGAUUGUUUUUUAAUAAUGUAUUUUCUGUUCCAUAAUGUGAUAAAUUAUUUCUUGAAAUUUGUUUACUUCAAUGAAAUGUCUAGUCAGUGGCUGUAUGUUUAACAGCAUUUAAUGAACUUUUUUAAAUUUCUUUUGUAUAACUUUGUUAAGAAAAAAAUAUAUUUACCAUGUUGUUAUGUAAGGAUAUAAAUAAAAUAUUAAACUAG
Molecule: messenger RNA, 1401 nt
Organism: Danaus plexippus (monarch butterfly)
Lineage: Eukaryota; Metazoa; Arthropoda; Insecta; Lepidoptera; Nymphalidae
Gene: Pis
Product: CDP-diacylglycerol--inositol 3-phosphatidyltransferase
Exons: 4
Coding region: 117-776 (219 amino acids)
Biological process (GO): phosphatidylinositol biosynthetic process
Cellular component (GO): membrane; Golgi apparatus
Molecular function (GO): CDP-diacylglycerol-inositol 3-phosphatidyltransferase activity
Source: RefSeq, a predicted model, not a curated record